AUGCGCGUGCGUGCACGCGGACGCUGGACUCCGGUAUCUGUGCUCGGGCAGCAGAGAUCAGCAGAAAGAAGAGGAAUGAAGGAAAAAGAAAAAAAAAAAAAAGAUAAAUAUUUCCAUUAAAAAAUAAUUUACUUAUAAAAAAUAAAUAAAAGAAGAAGGGAAAUAUGCUGCUCUAACGGCUCGACUGGAGCGCGCGCGCGGGUGCCUGCGUGUACGGAUCGCUUUAAUCGAAGAGAAGAAGAAUUAAACGAAUAAAUAACGACAAGAAGAAGAAGAAAAAAAGAAAGAAUAAUUGGAUCGGAGGCAGUGGAGGCGUCCCUCUGUCCGCGUGCACGAGAGACACACGAGAAACGGCGGACAGCGCGACGGCGCGCGAGGGGAUGACGGGCGGAGGAGAGCGGAGGGCGACGGCGCGCGCGUGUCCCGACGCGUUCCUGCGCAGCUCCUCCGGCGUGCCCAUCGCGAGCACGGAGUUUCUCCUGCCGUGAAGGAGACCGCAGCAUCUUCUCCCGCACAUCCGGUCCGCGGUCUCGCGCUGCACACGGACCCGUCCUUGGGUUUUUCCUUCAUGGUUCUUAUUAUGGGAUUUGGCUUCUCCUAAAAACCUUACACACACACACACACACACACACACACAUCUCCGUCUCGUCUCGGUAUCUGUGGAUCGCUUUAUUCCCGCUUCACACUCAGUAGGAUCGAGGAGGAUUGUGGAUUAAGGAGCGCGCACUGGGGUUUUUAUUAGAUUGUGCUUUUUUAUAUACCGAAGGAAUUCAUCCCUCCAUCUCAACAUCUCUCCAUCAUCUCUCCGUGUCUCCUGCACGAGUUCCGAAGUGGCGAGGUGGAGAUCCUGCGCGCAUUUCUGCGUGUCUCUGCGGUGGAGAGAGAGAGAGAGAGAGAGAGAGAGAGAGAGAGAGAACUACGGCGGAUUGGCGUGUUUUUAGAUUUUCCUGAUUGACACGGUCCGCUUGUUUUUGGAAAAUAAUUAUUACAGAAAUCAACAUCAGGGGAGGACAAGGAAGAAGAGGAGGAGGAGGUAAAGAAACGGAACUCCAGCGGCGGAGCUCGGCCUGAAGAGGUGUGUGAGAGUGACGCAAACACAACAACCUUCAAAUAUUCACACUCGGAAAAACAGAAUUCCUCCUAAACCACAUUCUCCUCCGAGCUGGAAUUUAGUGACAUCGGUUCAUCAUGGCGGCAGCUUCAUCACAACGAGCUCAGACGCUUCCCUCAGGACCUGUUCUCCUUCUGAGGAGGUAGGCGGAGCUUCUCAAACCUUCUCUGGGAAGGAAAAAGAAGAUGGACUGAGAUGUCUGAGAGGUGGAAUUGAUCUUACUACCCAGAAUUCCCUAGGAGAACAUACGAUGAGAUGAGUGACACAAGAAGAACGAUCUCUGGACGAGGAAGCUGAUAAACCAUGGAGCGGUUCGUUUUGUGCAUGAUGCUGCUGGGGGUUGUGGUGCGAGGACAGCAGUGCCCAGGCCGAUGUAUCUGCCAGACCAUCUCGCCCACACUGACCUUGCUUUGUGCCAAGACUGGACUCCUGUUUGUGCCACACACUAUUGACCGCAAGACCGUAGAGUUGAGGCUCACGGACAACUUCAUUACGGCCGUCCGUAGGAAGGACUUUUUAAACAUGACAAGCUUGGUGCACCUGACACUGUCUCGCAAUACCAUAAGCCAGAUCGCACCUCAUGCCUUUGUUGGACUUAAAGCAUUACGGGCACUCCACAUGAAUGGAAACCGACUAACCGAUAUAAAGAAUGACCAGCUGAAAGGUUUGGUCAACCUUCGGCAUUUAAUACUGGGGAACAACCAGAUCCACCAUAUUGACCCUUCCGCCUUUGACGAGUUUGUAUCUACAAUCGAGGAUUUGGAUUUGUCUUAUAACAACCUGAGGACGUUGCCGUGGGAGGCGAUAGCCAGGAUGACCAACAUCAACACACUAACUUUGGAUCACAAUCUUAUCGAUCACAUAGGAGCUGGAACUUUCACACUGCUCACUAAACUGGUGCGCUUGGACAUGACAUCCAACCGUUUGCAAAAGCUGCCACCGGACUCCCUCUUCCAGCAUGCUCAAGUGCUGUCUGAUCCGAAGGGUUCCACUAGUUCCUCCAAGCUGACAGUAAGUUUUGGUGGUAACCCUCUCCACUGUAACUGUGAGCUGUUGUGGUUACGCAGACUCACUCGAAAGGAUGACCUGGAGACUUGCGCCUCACCCGAGCAUCUUAUGGACAAGUACUUCUGGUCUAUUCAGGAGGAGGAGUUCAUCUGUGAACCUCCACUCAUCAUCAAGCACCACUCCACUAAGCCGUAUGUAAUGGAAGGCCAAGGUGUCACGCUCAAGUGCAAGGCAAUGGGGGAUCCAGAUCCUACCAUUCACUGGCGAUUUCCAGACGGAAAGCUGGUCCAUAAUAACUCGCGUACCAUCCUGUAUGAUAAUGGCACUCUGGACAUCCUGAUCACCACCCUGAAAGACAGCGGGGCGUUCAACUGCGUCGCCUCCAAUGCUGCCGGAAUCGCCACGGCAGCCGUCGACAUUAACAUGAUCCCACUGCCCUUGUUCGUCAACAACACCGGUCACAUGAAAGAGGCUGACCCGGGUCUGUCCGACAUCACCACCUCCACCAAAUCAGGCAGCAAUGACACCAAGCAUCAGGACAAGAGGGUGGUGGUGGAUGAGUUGACCUCCAACUCGGCGAUGAUCCACUGGCCUUCGGAGCGGCACAUUCCUGGGAUAAGGAUGUAUCAGAUCCAGUAUAACAGCACUAUGGAUGACACUCUGGUCUACAGGAUGAUUCCCUCAGAGAGCAAGACGUUCCGGAUCAACGACCUGGCGGCGGGACGCGAUUAUGAGUUGUGUGUCCUUGCCGUGUAUGAUGACGGCAUCACGUCCCUCACUGCCACACGUGUGGUGGGCUGCGUCCACUUCCGGACCGCUCCCGAGACCGGACAGUGUCAGUUUGCUCAAGCGCAGUUCCUGGGUGGCACCAUGAUUAUCAUCAUCGGUGGAGUCAUCGUGGCCUCUGUGCUCGUUUUCAUUGUCAUCCUGAUGAUUCGAUACAAGGCGUACGGUACGGCCGACCCCUCCAAGUUCAAAGGCGGAAUGUCUGGAAGCAUCCACCAGUCGGGUCGGACCACAUCGAAGAAACAAGAGCGUGCAGGAGAAUCUCCAAUGGGUACAGACUGCCAUGCUAUCGCACUACUUAGCCUCGAGAAUGAGACUCAGGAGGAAGCAAAGGCGCUGACGCCUCUGGUUAACUCCGAGGUGGCGGCUUUGGCUCUCGCACCUGCACCACCCAUUCCUCCAUCCCGCCGGGCGAGUUUAGGAGCCCCGCCAUCAGACGAUACGCAGACGGACAGCAGCCUGACAGGCUCCACCAUGUCACUUUGUCCCAUGGGCACCAGCACGAGCGAUAGGGACAGGAAGCGGACACCGGCAGCCAUUGGGUUGCUGCCCGGUGAGCUUGCAAGGGCGAGGCAUCGCUUCUCCUUUGACGGGGACUACACGCUCUUCCAGAGCCACAGCUACCCGAGACGGGCCCGCGCCCGCCGUCACAAAUCCAGCUCGCAGCUCGACGUCUCGCCUCCGACCGAACGCCGCAUCACGUUCAGCAGCAGCACUGAGUGGAUGCUCGAGAGCACCGUGUGAACAAACAGACACAUCCGGAUCCAGAGCUAGUCUUUAUUUCAUCAGUUAUCAGGGGUGAAUUUAAUCGUAAUACAUUUCCCAGACAAGAUCACAAAUAUUAAUCACUAAUAUAAUUCCAGUCCAGAUGUAGGUUUUUAUACUCCGACUCCAACAGAACCUCCUAACCAAUUCUGCCUUCUCCUACAGAUUACUGACAAAUUCCUUGACCUUUCCAGGACAGAGAGAACAGUGGUCCCCAAACUUUUCUGUGAGGGCCACAUUAUUUUUCCUUUCUUUAUUCGGGGGCCGGACCAAUCUGUAACAGAAAAUUACAUGGGCCAAAGUGACUAGCUGCAUUACUGUUGAGAUUUUAUUAUGAUUAUAACUGUAUUUAUUUUGACUCCCAAUGCUGGAUUACUUUGUUAUUUUUUUCUGCGCCACAGAAACAAAUGAGCGUUUUUUUCGAGAGCUAUAUAGAGGGAGGCGGUAACUUAGUGGUCAAGGCAUUGGACUUUGUAUCUGAAGGUAAUGAGUUUGAAAUCCAGCCACAUCAAGUUGCUACUCCUGGGCCCCUGGACAAGGCCAGUUAACCCCAUAGCUUCUCAGUUUCUAAAAUUAAUACUGGAUAAAAAAAAUAAUAAAAUAGCACUCAAUUGCUAAAUAGUACUGAACAUAAUUAAAAAAAGCAGUGAAUCAGGAAAAUGUGCUAAAGGAACGUCUCUGGCAUUGUUAUGAGAACUGUUUUAAAUGUUGGGGUGGGUGGUAUUUGAAGACCCCUGCUUUAAAGGAAAGCAUUGCAAAUCUCUGGCCUUUAUUGCAAAUGCUCAAAUUAAAACGUUUGACCAGCUUUAUAUUGGACCGCUUUAAAAAAACUAGUAAAAACUGCCCUGUUCGUUGCAAUGAAUUUUUUUCUUGGUCAGGUCCUGUGGGACCCCAAGUUCCCAAAACAUCUCUUGUCCAGACUAUCACAGUUGUGCAACACCAGUUCAGUUAUAUGUCAUUUUUGUGUUCCUCUUAUUCCUGAGCCACUUGAAAAAUUCCCUCCAGGCACUCUCUGCACACCAGCAGCCUUUUUUCACCAUACGUCAGUCAAGUCCCCGUACGCAGAAAUCUCUGAGGACUUACUAUGUUUAUUUUACUGCAGUUGCCAUGGUUUUGCACCGAUAUCCACACAAUCUAGCUGGAGAAUGCAGAAAAAAAUAUUAAAAAAUACGCAUUCGACUACAAAUCCCACAUCCUUCAAUUAAAAAUAGACAUUCUAAAAGGACAUGUUUGUCUAUGAAAUACAUCUGUGUAAUGCAUCAGUGUCUCCUGGUGUCAGGGUGACCUUCAAAAAAGGCUUAAGUGGUUUGUUGGACAAAAAAAACCUGAUCUGUUCAAACAAGGAGCUUUCAGAGGUAAAAACGAGUCUCGGGUCAUAGAGUAGGGUUGAACAUUUGGAACAAAAAGAUUGAAGGGAAAACUCAUUUUCUGCCGUCAAGUCUGUCAAGUUCAAAAACUUUGUGGCAUCGCUAACAGUAGCAGUAGUUUGCAAUGGGAAGUUUUACAGAAGGAACUCGUACAAAAUACACAGCAAAACUUCAGGUUCAGUUCUGCAACGUUCAGGAAUGAGAUUGAAGAUCUGAAGAUGAUUUAAGUGGCUCUGGAGUGGGAGGAUUCAGAGGUGUGAAUGAUGUAACAAAGGGGAAACAGACCUGUCAAUCAUAAAGAGGAACAUAGUGAGCUGGAAAUCAUACUGGAGUAAAAGUACUCUUACUUACUAAAUUACUCCAUUUCAAGUCAGCAAUUCCAAUAUGACAUGAGUAAAAGUCUUCAAAAAUCUGAUUAGAACAGAAGUUGAGUAUCAAAGACACAUUUUAGUGAAAUAAAAUUUUCCUAUUUCCUAAAAUAUCAAUAACACUGCAUUAAUCAUCAAUACAACGGCAUCUACAAAACGCCAAAAUGAAACCAACAAGUCAGUCCAACCAAUUAAAUCACAGGAUCAUGUCAGAACCAUUAGUAUUUAAUGUAGAAAUAAAUAAGCGAUGAUGAGAUCGCCCUUUCUGCAGAAUAAAUAAGCCGAGACAGCAGAAUGUAAUUAUUUAUGCUCAUUGUCAAUUAAAAUACAGUGGCGUAAAAAGCACAUCUGUUGAAUUGUAAAUGUACAUAUUACAGCGUAAAAACUCACUUAUAACUAUGAUAUUCACUAAAACCAGAAAGUGGUCAAAAAAAUGUGUCAUUAAUGUAAUGAAGAACAUUUACUCAAAUACUUUACACUGCUGAUGAGGUCUGAUGCAAAGUCAAGUUCAGUCCUUUAUAGCAAUUAGCACAGACUCAGGGGAGGGGCAUCACAUGCAUAACUAAAAGCAGUAAGGUGCAAACAAACAGUGCAGGAAAUUGGCACAUGCAGAAGUGAUCAUCUUAAGCAGACACUCUUAUACAGCGUGACACAACUGAGCAGACAAUGUUUAAGGGCCGUGCUUAAGGGCCCAGUAGCCUGGUUUUGCCAGGAUUUGCACUUGUGACCUUCUUAUCCAAAGUCCAAUGGCUUAAAAACCGAGCUGCCACCAUCAUCUUUCAAAAUAAAACCCCAUGCAGACUGCAAAAGGCAAUAAAAUGGAAAUAUAAUAUCAUUUUCAACUUUUAAUAGUUUUUGUGUGCAGCCUGGAACCAAUGGUCAGCGGCCUGGUGGUUGGAGAUCCCUGGGAUGUAGAAACCGCAAAAUGUUUUCACAAAGCCGAGAUUCUUGUGCAAUCCGCACUUAAAAAUCACUUACGAGAUGCUGAGAGGAUCUCGUCCGUUUCUCAGUGGUUUUAUUUCGGAUCUCAGGCGGUGUAGAAGAUUUUGUUUUCCGUGAUCUAAACCAGAGAUCCAGCUGCUGUAAACGUGUCUGAUGGAGUGCGAUGGAGGGAAGUGGCGUUUCCCGUGGCCACAGUUACAGUCAGAGAGCUUCAGCGCUCACGUACUGAUGACAUGUACACACAAGUUUUUGGUUUAUUACAGUAUGUGCUGUAUUGUCAUGCGAAGGGAAAAUUUCAUGCAGCAUCCUAAAAGACGUCCGAUACGAUUGUUUACCUCAGACGUUGUGUAACAGUUUGGGGAAGAAGCACAUCUGGGUGGGGAAAUCAGGGGUUACAAAAUUUGGAGCUCAGAAACAAAAUGGCUGAAGGUGGAUGCAGGUGUUGCUCAAGCAGCAAUAAACAAACAUCUGAAGGUCUGGAGGUCAGGAGCCAAUGGAGAUGAAUUUUCAAAUCAUGUCAUAUUUUGAACCCGAUCUCAAGUUUAUUGGCCUUUUUCAUGAUGCAAAAUAUAAAAGCGAGAAUAACUGAUGAAAAUAAAGUCUCCGAUUUUGGGAUCUUGAUGUAAAAACACACACGGAGUUGUUUUUUGUUCCCGUCACGUGUCACGUGUUGUCUGUGUUCUGUGUUUGAUUUGAAAGCACAGUCUGGCUCCGUCCUGCUUCAGACACACAGAGAGACAGACAGACAGACAGAGAGACUGUGAUAAAAAGAAAGAAACGGUCUCCAUGCCCCUACCCAUAAUGCAGCGGUGCCUUAUUCCUGAACGUGUACUAAUGGAAGACGUGCUGCUACGUGUCCGUCUGCUCUUUACACACCUCCACUCUCUAUCCAUCCUUCUGUCCUUCUGUUGAACUUCUGCUGAUUUUUCUACGUGACGCCACGGGCGAGAGGUCCGACAGGAAACGCGACUGCUCCGUUUUCUUUCUAAUACUUCAUUAAAAAAGGGAAAAAAAUAAAAAAUGACUGCAAACGCUAAAACAACAUGAGCUCACACGAUUCCUUUCAUUUCCAGACGACUGAAUGCACAGAAGACACGAGACGCUAAACAUCGGGCAUGCUUGGGUCCGACGCCGCCGAAAAAUACAAAACAAUGAAAAUAUUCAAAUCAUUCAUACAAACACGGACUGCAUUCAUUAAAAAAGAAAAAAAAAACAAACAACCCAGAGACUGGUGACCACCAUGGACUCUUUCAACCAGGAUGGACAGAUGAUGAACAUCAGAGAAAAGACUUUACGCUCGUCAUCCGUGUCGUAUCUGGCCGGUGUGGAUUAAAUCACACAAACAUGAAACAAAUGGAAAAAAAAAAUAAAUCUGCAGAUGCAAAAUACGUAUAUGAAUAUAUUCCGAACUUUAUCUCUGUAUGUGUUCCAAAAUAUGUAAAGUCAUAGGUGAGGUGACUUUUUACAGCGUUCUGGAUGAUGACUGCCAGUUUUUACAUUAAAAAUCUGCGUCGUCACGUCCCCCCUCCUCCCCCCCCCUUUAAUUUAGUUUAUUA
Messenger RNA from Silurus meridionalis, 7903 nucleotides. It is a transcript of the gene lrfn1, whose product is annotated as leucine rich repeat and fibronectin type III domain containing 1. Gene Ontology annotation, molecular function: protein binding. The transcript has 6 exons. The coding region runs from base 1415 to 3649 and encodes 744 amino acids. The record is from RefSeq and is a predicted model, not a curated record. Lineage: Eukaryota; Metazoa; Chordata; Actinopteri; Siluriformes; Siluridae.